GUUGCAAGGAAGAGCGUGAGGAGCGUGAGCGUGUCGGUAUUAAAUGCGUGAACUGCAGUGCCGAAGGACAUCGUGCUCGCGAUUGCCCUGAGCCACGUCGCAAUGUCUUCGCUUGUCGUAAUUGCGGAUCUACUGAGCACAAAGCGGCAGACUGUCCCAAUCCUCGCUCAGCGGAGGGUGUCGAAUGCAAGCGUUGCAAUGAGAUGGGCCAUUUUGCGAAGGACUGCCCGCAGGCUCCCGCUCCCAGGACCUGCCGCAACUGCGGAUCCGAGGAUCACAUUGCCCGCGACUGUGACAAACCCCGUGACGUCUCCACCGUUACUUGCCGUAACUGCGACGAAGUCGGACACUUCAGCCGCGACUGCCCUAAGAAGAGAGACUAUUCCCGGGUCAAAUGCAACAACUGUGGCGAGAUGGGCCAUACCGUCAAACGUUGCCCUACCGCCCCCGCCGAAGGCGAAGCUCCGCAGGACGGCGGCUGGAACGAUACCGGUUACAACGAGCCCGCGAACAACGAGCCCGCGAAUGACGGUUGGAACGCUGGAGGCGAUACCCAGGGCAAAUCUGCUCCAACUGAAGAAGACGGCGAAUGGAAUGCCGAGGCAGCUUGGUAACAGGAUGAACGAUAAUGUCGGUCGGAGCACGGUGCAAAAAUGUUGGAAUGUUCGUUUGAGACGAUACCUGACACCUUGUGUGUGUGCAUUGAUCGGCUAUAGAUUUUUCAUCCCGUUCGACGGCUCGUUGGUCUUUGAUAGCUGGUAUGGAUUUUGUUGAGGCUCUGGCUUUGCGUACUUCAUGGGACCGGCCGGACCGGGGAUUUCCUACAUCUUGCAGAACUCGCACGCAGGACGGAACCAUCUCUUCUUCUUAACCCCUUCUAGAAAUCAGAAAAGAGAAGUAUCUGUCAUGCCGUUUGUCUAGCAAGUUGUCCGUGAAAAAGUGGUUACUUAGUUCUUGUUUCGAGUGUGGUGGCACAGUUGAAAACUAUCA
Messenger RNA from Aspergillus sclerotioniger CBS 115572, 990 nucleotides. RefSeq lists its product as uncharacterized. The record is from RefSeq and is a predicted model, not a curated record. The annotation marks the transcript as partial. NCBI's taxonomy places the organism in Eukaryota, Fungi, Ascomycota, Eurotiomycetes, Eurotiales, Aspergillaceae. The transcript is spliced from 6 exons.